GCACUCCCUUCAACACAGCGCGCUCCCGUCCCGCCUCCUGAAAUCCCAAUUCCCCAUCGGCCAUCGCCGAAUCUCUCCAGCCCGCCAGACGCCACGGAAGCCUCAGCCGCCGGCGCCGUCCCGAAGGCGAAGAAGUACGUGGUGGGGCGCAAGCUCGGCGGCGGCCCGAGGAAGAAGGCGGUGGCGCGGUCCGUCAAGGCCGGGCUGCAGUUCCCCGUCGGCCGCAUCGGGCGCUUCCUCAAGAAGGGCCGGUACGCGCAGCGCGUCGGCAUGGGCGCUCCCGUCUACCUCGCCUCCGUCCUUGAGUACCUCGCCGCCGAGCUCCUGGAGCUCGCCGGGAACGCCGCCAAGGACAACAAGAAGUCCCGCAUCAUCCCGCGCCACCUGCUGCUCGCCAUCCGGAACGACCAGGAGCUCGGCAGGCUGCUCGCCGGCGUCACCAUCGCCCACGGCGGCGUGCUGCCCAACAUCAACCCCGUGCUGCUCCCCAAGAAGACGGCCGAGAAGGAGCCCAAGUCGCCCAAGAAGGCUGCCAAGUCCCCCAAGAAGGCGGCCGAGAAGGAGCCCAAGUCGCCCAAGGCCGCCAAGUCCCCCAAGAAGGCUUAGUCGGUUACUGUCUCCUAGGAUUACUUCGUAAUAGAAUUAGUGUUCGCUGUAUGGGUAAUGGUGUGCUCUGCUUUGGAAAAAAGAAUGUCAGAUCUCUCUCUGACUUGCAGUAAAUUUUUGCUUUGUUGACAAUAUGUUCAUGAUUUCGCAGUGCUA
Triticum dicoccoides is the source of this 762-nucleotide messenger RNA. RefSeq names its product histone H2A-like. The transcript has a single exon. Lineage: Eukaryota; Viridiplantae; Streptophyta; Magnoliopsida; Poales; Poaceae. The annotation marks the transcript as partial. Gene Ontology annotation, molecular function: DNA binding; protein heterodimerization activity; structural constituent of chromatin. The record is from RefSeq and is a predicted model, not a curated record. Gene Ontology annotation, cellular component: nucleosome.